Molecule: messenger RNA, 442 nt
Organism: Harmonia axyridis
Lineage: Eukaryota; Metazoa; Arthropoda; Insecta; Coleoptera; Coccinellidae
Product: ribosomal protein 63, mitochondrial
Exons: 2
Coding region: 55-372 (105 amino acids)
Biological process (GO): mitochondrial translation
Cellular component (GO): mitochondrial ribosome
Molecular function (GO): structural constituent of ribosome
Source: RefSeq, a predicted model, not a curated record
UUUGGUUAGGAUUAGUGACAUUGUGUUGAAAAUAACUAAUUUCUGAUCAGAAAAAUGAAAUUAUUCCAAUUUUUAAUGCGACGAUCUUAUAUGCCUAACGGUCACAUAUAUCGUGGAAAACAGAAAUUGAUUAAGACACCAACAAUAAAAGAUCUUCAAGAACUAAAAAAUCAAAUAGCAAUUGAAGAGGAAAAUAUGUUCUAUUUAAGACAUCCUUACCUCACUUUCGAACAAUCUAAUGGUCAUGCUCUAGAUCUUAAAAAAAAUGAACUUCGAAUGCAACGUUUGAUAAAGGUGAAGAAAGAUUUCAAAGAUAACGUGACAAUUGAAUCUAGGCUAGGACAUCUGAGGCAUAAAGAAUGUUGGGAUUGAAUUUAUUGUUAGAGAUUUUUGUUUUAGAAAACAUGAAUGUCAUAUAGUUGAUUAAAACUAGUCAAUUGAA